Messenger RNA from Scophthalmus maximus (turbot), 4107 nucleotides. It is a transcript of the gene vldlr, whose product is annotated as very low density lipoprotein receptor. Lineage: Eukaryota; Metazoa; Chordata; Actinopteri; Pleuronectiformes; Scophthalmidae. The transcript is spliced from 20 exons. Bases 429 to 3038 code for a protein of 869 amino acids. The record is from RefSeq and is a predicted model, not a curated record. Gene Ontology annotation, molecular function: protein binding; calcium ion binding.
AAGAAAACCCUGCUCAGCUGUGACACACACCGGAGACCCGAGACUCGUUAUUACAACCGGCACAUUUAAUAUUCUUGUCGAAAAUGGAUUUGUGCUCGAGGGGCGGAGGCGGCACCGGGAGGCGGUAGAGCGGCGGCGCGGCGCGGCGGGGUCAAAAGGCGCGUGGUGCGCGCGGCGGCCGCUUCUCCGGUUCUUCAUUCUCUCCGCCGGUUGAACUCACACGAGCUCCGUGAGGCGCGUGCUGCUCGGUCGGUCGGUGGCGUGCGUGACAGUGCGUGAGCGCGUGUGUAUGUAUGUGCGUGAGUCAAGCAGGCCAGGCGCGUGCCAGCGGAGAGAGGAGCGGGGGGGGGGGCGACGACGAAGACAGAAGAGCGGCGACGGACGCAGGCGACGCGACCCGCUAGCAACCGCACGGUUCACCGCGAGAGAUGGUCCGGUCCGCCCCGGGAGUCCCGCUGCUGCUGCUGCCGGUGCUAACAUGCCUCCUCCGGUACAGCGCUACCGUCCACGGCACGAAGACGGAAUGUGAGGCCAGCCAGUUUCAGUGUGGGAACGGCCGCUGCAUCCCGUCCGUGUGGCAGUGUGACGGAGACGAGGACUGCAGCGACGGCAGCGACGAGAACUCCUGUGUUAAGAAGACGUGUGCCGAGUUGGACUUUGUGUGUCAGAACGGCCAGUGUGUCCCGAAGAGGUGGCACUGCGAUGGGGAGCCGGACUGCGAGGACGGGUCGGACGAGAGUCUACAAAUCUGCCACAUGAGGACGUGUCGCGUGAACGAGUUCAGCUGCGGAGCCGGGUCCACCCAGUGUAUCCCCAACUUCUGGAAGUGUGACGGAGAGAACGACUGUGACAGUGGAGAGGACGAGGUCAACUGUGGUAACGUCACCUGUGCCCCGAAUGAGUUCACGUGUGCCAGCGGUCGCUGCAUCUCGCGCAACUUCGUGUGCAAUGGCGAGGACGACUGCGGCGAUGGCUCGGACGAGGUGGAGUGCGCGCCGUCCUCCUGCGGCCCCAGCGAGUUCCAGUGCGGCAACUCCACGUGCAUCCCGGCGAGCUGGGUGUGCGACGACGACGUCGACUGCCAGGACCAGUCGGACGAGUCUCCGUCUCGUUGCGGCCGCCACCCGACACCGCCGGCCAAGUGCUCGUCCAGCGAGAUGCAGUGUCGCUCCGGAGAGUGUAUCCACAAGAAGUGGAGGUGCGACGGAGACCCUGACUGCAAGGACGGCAGUGACGAGGCCAACUGUCCUGUUCGCACCUGUGGAUCAGAUCAGUUCAAGUGCGAUGAUGGAAACUGCAUCAUGGGCAGUCGACAGUGUAACGGACUCAGAGACUGCGCCGAUGGAUCCGAUGAAGUCAACUGCAAAAACAGUAUGUUGACUCAGUGUAACGGACCGGAGAAGUUCAAGUGUCGCAGCGGCGAGUGUAUCGAGAUGAGCAAAGUGUGCAACAAGGCCCGAGACUGUCCCGACUGGAGCGACGAGCCAAUCAAGGAGUGCAGCGUGAACGAGUGUCUCCUGAACAAUGGCGGCUGCUCGCACAUCUGCAAAGACAUGGUGAUCGGCUUCGAGUGCGACUGCACACCUGGACUGCAGCUCAUCGACCACAAGACCUGCGGAGACAUCAACGAGUGUCUGAACCCGGGCAUCUGCAGUCAGAUCUGCAUCAACCUGAAGGGAGGAUACAAGUGCGAGUGCCACAACGGCUACCAGAUGGACCCGACCACCGGAGUGUGUAAGGCUGUCGGUAAGGAGCCCUGCCUGAUCUUCACCAACCGCCGAGACAUCCGACGUCUGGGCCUGGAGAGGAAGGAGUACACUCAGAUCGUGGAGCAGCAGAGGAACGCCGUGGCUCUGGACGCGGACUUUGACCAGCAGAUGAUCUUCUGGGCCGAUCUGGGCCAGAAGGCCAUCUACAGCACCGUGAUGGACAAGCGGGGCGACGUCGGCGCCCACAGCAAAGUGAUCGACAACGUCCAGACGCCGGUGGGCGUCGCCGUGGACUGGAUCUACAAGAACCUGUACUGGUCCGACCUCGGCACCAAAACCAUCUCCGUGUCCAACUUCAACGGCACCAAGCAGAAGGUUCUGUUCAGCCGAGGCCUCAAAGAACCGGCUUCCAUCGCCGUGGAUCCGCUGUCAGGGUUUCUGUACUGGUCCGACUGGGGCGAGCCAGCCAAGAUUGAGAAGUCUGGUAUGAACGGAGUGGACAGACAGGUUCUGGUGGCGACAGACAUUCAGUGGCCUAAUGGAAUCACUCUGGAUCUGAUCAAAGGCCGGUUGUACUGGGUCGACUCAAAGCUGCACAUGCUCUGUAGCGUCGACCUGAACGGGGACAACAGGAAGAAGAUCCUCCAGUCCUCCGACUUCCUGGCUCAUCCCUUCGCUCUCACCGUGUUCGAGGAUCGAGUUUUCUGGACGGACGGUGAGAACGAGGCGAUCUACGGCGCCAACAAGUUCACCGGCUCCGACGUGGUGACGCUCGCCAGCAACCUGAACGACCCGCAGGACAUCAUCGUCUACCACGAGCUGAUCCAGCUGUCAGGAACCAACUGGUGCAGUGAGCGAGGAGAGAACGGCGGCUGCAGCUACAUGUGUCUGCCGGCGCCGCAGAUCAACAAGCACUCGCCCAAAUACUCAUGCGUGUGUCCGGAGGGACAGGAGCUGGCUGCCGACGGCCUCCGCUGCCGACCCGAACAUUCUACCAACGCUCCCUCAAAGGAUGAUGGGAAGGCUGUAACACAGCCGCCCCCAGAAGCCAACGUGAGCACGUCGAUCCAGUUGAACUCCACAGCCAGAGGCUCGGCUGCUGCCUGGGCCAUCCUGCCCGUCUUGCUGCUGGCGAUGGCGGCGGCGGGCGGGUACCUGAUGUGGAGAAACUGGCAGCUGAAGAACCAGAAGAGCAUGAACUUCGACAACCCCGUCUACCUAAAGACCACGGAGGACGACCUCAACAUCGACAUCACCCGGCACGGCGCCAACGUGGGCCACACCUACCCUGCGAUCUCCAUCGUGAGCCAAGACGACGACUUGUCCUGAUCCUCUCUUGGGGUUUUUUGUUCGUUGUUGUAUUUUUGUUGUUGUAUUUUUUACGGCAGCCCCGUAGCGUUGCAUGGCGCCUCCUCGUUCCCAUGCCGACCGGUUGUCCGUUGCGGCGGCCACACGCCUUCUGAAGUGCAUUACGUCAUUCAUCUGUGCUGAGGAAUGACGGGCGGAGAUGUUGCUUUUGUGAUAUACAACGAUGAAUUAAGUGUCAUGACUUUUUUGGGGGGCGACGACUUCCUGUUUUUUUUUAGCCCCCUUGCUCUCAAAGGAGUCUGACGCCAUCUUUUUUUCGACAGACGAGAGAGACGCAAUGAAUCUUCCAGUAUUUUUUUGUCUCGUGUUCAGACGAGGAACGUCAAACGUGGAAACCUGAUGAGAUGACGCGGUGAUUCCUCUCGACGCACAGAUCAUCUCUGCUGGACAGGAUCUGAACCACACGACGCGUUCAAAGACAGUUGUCCCAGUUGUUUGUAUAUUUAUGUAAGAUUAAUUUGGGGGGGAAUUAUUAUGUAAAAAAAGAAAUGUACGUUUUUCUUUAUUUGUUGAUUUCUCCUUUCCUACAGUACAUCCUGGAACUCAAUUUUACAAGCAGCUUUCUUAGUGACUAUCUAUCAUCAUAAUUAUUAUUAUUAUUAUUAUUAUUAUUGUUGUAGACGCUGUACGAGGAUCACCAUGGUUACAGCAUCUGUAAACACUGUACAUAUUUAACCCCUCGUCGAUCAGGACUCUCUUCAAUGCACUUUUGAUCAAACGCUCCUCGUUGUAAAUAAGAUUGUAUACAUUUGACUUUAAAUCAAUUUUUUUUGCUAUAGUCAGGCAUCGUAACCGGGGUUACGGAGAAGAGAUGUAUUUAACAGGAAAGUGUAAAAAAAGAAAAAAAAAAUUAUUCUACAAACAACUGAAUUUGGUAAAAAAAAAAAAAAAAACUAUUUUGUAUGUUUGUUGUUGUUGCUGUGAACUUUUUCUAGACUUGUACAGUGACGAGAGGGAACAUUAUUAAAACUCUGUACCUAUGAGGAUUUGCAAAAACCACUUGACAAUUAAAAACCUGAUCCACAACGUU